CAAUAUUAUUAUCGGCUCCCGUUGAGUGCGCGCUGCGCGUUCGCGUCGCUGCUUGGGUUCGAGUUUGUGAGGCGCGCGUCUCUGCACACCGGCGCACUGGGAACUGCGAGCGUUUGCAAGAAAGUUUUGAAACUUCUGGCUAAAAGAGCUUGAAAACAGAGAACAGUGUCUGACCUAAAGCGGACACAAUGUCAGGAUCCAUACCGUUCUACCAGAAACAUCACCGUCACUAUGAUCGUGGCUAUCGUAGUCGAGAGUCUGAGUCUGCUAUCAGCCAAUACCAGCAGAACUCCAGCAGUUAUGCCGCACGUAGCAGCAAUAGUGCACAGGGCAUUAGAGCUGCUACAUACACAGCACUAGAUGAGAGCAGACUGAGCCCACUGCCAAAAAGACCCAAGCCCACCUAUCUGGCCAUGGACAAGGAGAACCAGAUCAUCGGUUAUGUGGUGCCCAUCUUCAGGGGCAGUUAUGAGUAUGCAAGUGGUCUGUCAGCCACAGAGGAAGCUCAUGUUAAAGGGAGCACCGGCUAUGUGGCACACCGAGAUCUCUUUUCUAGCAGCGUGGAGCUGGAACGCACAGAACACAAGUCCCGUCGAACCGUCAUGAGAGAGUCUGCCGAACGCAUCUCACUUAGCAAAAGGAUUCAUGAGAACGAGGAAUAUCACAAGCGUAUGAACGAGGACAGCCUAAUGCACACGCCCGAGUUUGUCAUCAAGCCGCGUUCACACACUGUAUGGGAGAAACAGUGUGUGCGGCUGCACUGUACCGUCACAGGAUGGCCUGAACCACGUGUGGUGUGGUACAAGAACAAUGUUAGCAUUGAUCCCAUGGCCCAUCCAGGGAAAUACAAACUGGACAGCAGCUAUAAUGUUCACUGCCUGGAGAUUAACAGGUGCGACUUUGAUGAUACUGCACAGUACAGCGUUUCAGCCAUGAACAGCAAGGGCGAGGUCUCCGCUAUUGCUUCCGUUGUUGUCAAAAGGUUCAAAGGAGAGGUUGAUGAGCAUUUGCCUUCUCCCAGACUGCUCCCCUGCCUGGAGUACGGUGUGACCUUCGAGACGCACAUCGUGGAGAAGUUUGGAGUGACGUUUGGCCGUGAGGGAGAGACGUUGAGUUUUGGUUGCUCUGUUAUCAUCUACCCUUCACUCCAGCGCUUCCAGCCAGAGAUCGAGUGGUACAGAGACGAUAAACUGCUGGUGCCUUCGAAAUGGGUUCAGACGCACUGGAGUGGAGACAGAGCUACCCUAACACUUACACAUCUCAACAAAGAGGAUGAAGGCUUGUACACGCUCCGUGUUAUCACCAAGUCUGGAUUUGAGACACACUCCGCUUAUGUGUUUGUCAGAGAUGCUGAUGCUGAAUCUGCAGGUGCACCUGGAGCUCCUUUAGAUGUUUACUGUCAGGAUGCAAAUAAAGAUUACGUCAUCGUUACCUGGAAACAGCCAGCGGUGGACGGCGGGAGUGCCAUCUUGGGCUACUUUGUUGAUAGAUGUGAGGUUGGCACUAAACACUGGAUUCAAUGUAAUGACACUCCGGUGAAGUUUGCCCGUUUCCCCGUCACGGGUCUCGUGGAGGGUCGCAGUUAUACGUUCCGUGUACGCGCGGUGAAUAAAGCCGGUAUGAGUUACCCGUCCCGUGUGUCUGAACCGGUGGCAGCCAUGGACCCUGCAGACCGUGCACGGAGAGGUACAUCUGCUCCCUGGACUGGACAGAUAAUCGUAACUGAAGAGGAACCUGUAGAGGGAGUCGUUCCCGGUCGACCUCGUGAACUCAGUGUCAUUGAAGCCACUAAAAACUAUGUGGUGCUGAGCUGGAAACCUCCGGGCGAGAAGGGUCAUGAAGGAGUCAUGUAUUACGUUGAGAAGUGCGUCUCUGGUACGGACAGCUGGCAGCGAGUGAACACUGAAAUCCCUGUGAAAUCUCCACGCUUUGCUCUUUUUGAUCUGGCGGAGGGCAAAUCGUACAGCUUCCGCGUUCGCUGUUGUAACUCGGCCGGUGUCGGAGAACCGUCAGAACCGACUGAAGCCACCACGGUUGGAGACAAACUCGAUAUCCCAUCAGCCCCUGGUCGUGUGGUGCCGACACGCAAUACAGACACAUCUGUGGUGGUUUCUUGGGAGGCGUCGCGUGAUGCUAAAGAGCUGGUGGGCUACUACAUCGACGCCAGCAUCGUGGGGAGCAACACCUGGGAACCGUGCAACAACAAACCUAUAAAAGGAACCAGGUUUAUCUGUCAUGGCCUGACCACGGGUGAGAAAUAUGUCUUCCGUGUGCGAGCGGUCAAUGCUGCGGGAAUCAGUGAUUUCUCUCAGGAAUCUGAAGCUAUUGAAGUUAAAGCUGCUAUCGCAUCCCCUGCUCCUCCCUAUGGCAUCAAUGUAUUGGAAAGCGUGCGCGACUCAAUGGUUUUGGCAUGGAAACAGCCCACUUUCAUUGGUGGAGCUGACAUCACCGGAUACUUCAUAGAUUAUCGUGAGGUCAUCGGUGGAGUGUCGGGAAAAUGGCAUGAGGCGAACAUCAGGUCUGUCAGUGAGCGAGCAUAUAGAGUUUCAGAUUUAAAAGAGAACAUGCUGUACCAGUUCCAGGUACGUGCUGCCAAUAUGGCGGGUGUUGGUAUUCCAUCUGUACCCAGUGACACAUUUAAAUGUGAGGAGUGGACCAUUGCUGUACCUGGACCACCCCACGAUCUCCAAAUACAGGAGGUCCGUAAGAACUCUCUGGUGUUGCUAUGGAAACCACCUGUCUACCAGGGCCGUGAUGCUGUCAAUGGAUACUACAUUGAUAUUAAGGAGGCCGAUGCUGACUUUGAGAAGUGGAGGGGUGUGAAUGAGAAAGCCACUGAUCAGAAAUACAUAAAGAUCGAGGAUCUAAAGGAGGGCGAGUCGUAUGUUUUCCGUGUGCGAGCUCAAAACAAGGCUGGUGUUGGAAAACCCUCAGAGGCCACAGAACCGGUUAAUGCAGUGACCAAACCAGGUACUUCAGAGAUUGUUGUUGAAGUAGAUGACGACGGUGUGAUUUCACUGAAUUUCCAGUGUUCUGACCUAAAUCCUGACUCCAAAUUUAUCUGGUCCAAGAAUUAUGAGCCGAUGACCGAUCCUGAUCGUAUGACCCUGGAGACCAAGGGCAACAAGUCUAAAGCGACCUUUAAGACGCCUUCAGAAGAGGAUUUGGGAGUCUACUCUUGUGUUGUCACCCACACCGAUGGAGUUUCAGCCAGUUACACUCUCUCUGAGGAAGGUCUAAAGGAGCUCCUGAAAAUCAGCCAUGAGCACAAGUUCCCUACGAUUCCUCUGAAGAGCGAGCUGGCCGUGGAGUUGCUGGAGAAGGGCAGAGUUCGUUUCUGGCUGCAGGCGGAGAAGAUGACUGCCAAUGGAAAAGUUGAAUAUGUGUUCAAUGACAAUAUGAUAUCCCAGGGAGAGAAAUACAAGAUGAACUUUGAUAAAAAUACAGGCGUUAUUGAGAUGUUCAUGGAGACGCUGAGCAAAGAAGAUGAGGGAACGUUCACUUUCCAACUUCAGGACGGCAAAGCCACUAAUCAAUCCAGUCUGGUUCUGAUUGGAGAUGUCUUUAAGCAGUUACAGAAGGAAUCAGAGUUUCAGAGGAAGGAAUGGCACAGGAAACAGGGUCCACACUUUGUGGAGUAUCUUAGUUAUGAAGUAACACCUGAAUGCUGUGUUAGACUGAAGUGCAGGGUUGGUAAUAUGAAGAAAGAGUCUGUCGCUUUGUGGUAUAAAGAUGGACGAGAGAUUAAAGUCAAUGAGAAACUGGAUUUCUCUGAAGGAGUGUUGACCCUGGAAAUCGCUCAGAUCUCAAAGAAGGAUGCUGGGAUCUAUGAAGUGGUUGUAAAGGACGACAGAGGCAAAGACACAUCAACCCUUAACCUAACUGAUCAAGGAUUCAAAGAUUUGAUGAAUCAAGUCUUCAGUGUUAUUGCAAACUCCUCGACUCCUCUGAAGAUCCAGAGCACUGAAGAAGGAAUCCGACUCUACACGUUUGUCAACUAUUAUAAUGAUGAACUUCACAUCACCUGGCAUCACAAGGAUGCUGCGAUCGCCUUCACAGACCGCAUUAAGAGCGGUGUGGUAGGUGAGCAGCUCUGGCUGCAGAUCUCUGAACCCACAGAGAAAGACAAAGGGAAAUACGCCAUUGAGUUCUUCGAUGGGAAAGGAGGUCUGCGUAGAACCGUUGAACUGGCUGGACAGGCAUUCGAUGAUGCAUAUGCUGAAUUUCAAAGACUCAAGGCUGCAGCCAUCGCUGAGAGGAAUCGUGCUCGUGUGGCAGGUGGGCUGCCUGAUGUCGUAACCAUACAGGAAGGAAAGGCUUUGAACCUGACGUGCAACAUCUCGGGAGAUCCGUCUCCUGAGGUCACCUGGUUGAAGAACGAGCGUGAGAUGGUUUCCGACGAUCACUACAUCCUCAAAUUUGAGUCGGGCAAGUUUGCAAGUUUCACUAUCACCAGCGUCAACACGUCCGACUCCGGCAAGUACAGUAUCCUGGUGAAGAACAAGUACGGUACGGAGAGCGGCGAUUUUACUGUAAGUGUCUUCAUCCCAGACGAGGUGGUCGGCAAGAAAAAAUAAACUAAAGAGAAAACAAAUUAUAGUAAAUUAAAUAUUUAAUCAUAGAAAGGUAUAUGUACAAAAAUAUAAUGCCCCUGUGUUCAAUCAUUUGGAUUAAAUAUCUAAAGGUUUGUGGUGGAUGAAGAGUAACUAUGAUGCUGAUAUCUUGACUGUGGAUGAAAAGUGUUGGUCCCAUAAACCCAAACUAAUAGCUCUUAAAUCAGAAACAGACUGUUAUUUAUUGAAUCAUCUGUUUUGUUCAUGGUGUUAGUAAAAUUGUUUCAACCUCAUCAUAAAGCAAGAGCAGUGUUGUGAGUCCAGGCUGUGUUGUGUGUUUGUGUCGUGUUGUAGAUUAAAUGAGAAGAAACAGAUGCACAAACUGUGUGCGUGAUAGUUUAAUAGUUUCGAAUCGAAGGAGAAGCUCUAUGUCAGUUUUUCAUUAUUCUGUUUUUAAAAGCAGCGGGUUGCAACAUAAUCUGAGAUAAAAUGUUUCUGUGAAUGCUUACAUCACUAAUACAUCACCGCAUGCUUAUAGUGACAUCACUAUCACUUUGUGAAGACAUAUUGAUGAGAGAAAACAUCACUUCCUGUGUGACCUCACAGAUAAUGAUAUGACUCCUUUUGUGAUUUUCAAUAAAUGCAGCACAAUUCUCUCCCUU
Paramisgurnus dabryanus is the source of this 5215-nucleotide messenger RNA. It is a transcript of the gene myom1b, whose product is annotated as myomesin 1b. Gene Ontology annotation, biological process: sarcomere organization. Gene Ontology annotation, molecular function: protein binding. Gene Ontology annotation, cellular component: M band. NCBI's taxonomy places the organism in Eukaryota, Metazoa, Chordata, Actinopteri, Cypriniformes, Cobitidae. The record is from RefSeq and is a predicted model, not a curated record.